GAUAUCAGUCUCAACUAUGUCCGACCAACUAAAAAGAUCUUCAUCCAAACGCUUUCGUCCUAAAGUACCACUGGAACAGCGCAAACGUAUUAUCAAAGCUUGCACCAACUGUCGCCUACGUAAGCGACGAUGUGUGCUCGUGUCUCCUGACAGGUGCCAAAAUUGCGACAAGACUAACUCGAGCUGUGUCUUUGAAUCUGAAGAAGUGGAAUUGAAUGACCUGCCGGCUAGUCAUCUCAACGAGGAUGGAAUCGAUCACGAAGAUGUUGCAGCAGAGUUCAACAAACUUUAUCCUGAGAUUGGUCUCACUGCAGAUCAGUCAGCUCAUCUAAUGAAAAUUAUCAUAAAUUCUAACCGACCAUCUGCUGUAAAUCAAUCUACAAAGCAGCUCGGUCAAGUUGGCGCUACCCCAGACGAGAGACCGGCACCCGAAUCUACAACUACACUACCAGACACUAACGCAACUACAUUUGGAGGGCAUGAGGCGCUGGCACAUAAAGAUUUCCUAGAUUCAGCCACUGAAGCGGUUUCCCAAACCGAAAGACCGGAUUUCUCUGAUAAUAGUCCUUUGUUCUACCCUGAAAACGAAUCAUAUAGUGAAUAUGAGGACUAUCUGAUGGACCAAGUCUUGAAAGACUUCCCAUCACAGACAGAGGCUGAAGCCCUUAUUUCAACUUUCUUCUGUUAUGCUGAGGCAAACUGGUACUAUUUUGAUGAGGCUACAUUUCGUAGUCAACUAUACGCACUAUACAGGAGUGAUUUUGCUACAUCUAUUGCCGACGCCAAAUUGAUUUGUUUGGCUCUGACUGUCUUUUCUAUGGGAAGUCAGUUCGCUCAUCUCCACCAAGGUCGCCCUGACAGUGAUGCGGAGGGAGUGAACUUAGAACAAACUGGCAUUCCUGGUGCUAAAUUCUUUCGGCAUGCGCAGCACCUUAUACCAUGGAUAAUAACAUGCCCAUCCUUGGAAGGGGUGCUAAGCUGUCUUUUAGCAGCCCUUUACUCUCUACCAAUCCAUAAUACUAAUACAUGCUACACAUAUCUCGGCCUUGCCUUGCGCAAUGCGAUCUGCCUCGGUCUACAUCGAAAAUCUGCCGGCUUUAAUAUACCCCCACAACUGUCCGAGAUCCGAAAUCGUGUCUUUUGGACGACCUAUAGCAUUGAACGACGGGUCGCUAUCUCUCUCGGGUAUCCGGAAACGCUCCAAUGCAACGAUAUUGAUUGCCCCCUCCCCCGGCGACGGGCAGAUUUGGAUUCCUCUGGUUCGUUUCGUGCCGAGAGACUUGUGGCGUAUACAAAGCUUACUCUGCUGCUCAAUAAGGCAAUUCAGUCAAAAGCAUUAGAUAGAUAUGCCACAGAAGAAAUCAGACGGCAACUUCUUGCCUGGAAGGAAGAGCUACCAGCUGAAUUAACAACGCUGGAUGGCGUCUCUCUAAGGCUUAAUGUACACCUACAACUCCACUACUGUAUGGUUUGGACAUAUAUCAGUCGUGCUGCCUUGAUCAGUAAAGUGCGGAGCUUUGUUGGCAACAAAGGAAGCAGCAGAGACGACACUAUCAGGAGUGCAGAGAUCCACGAACUGUCAAAGUCCUGCGUGCAACAUGCGGAACAGAUAAUUGACCUGAUCGAGCUUCUCAGAAAUCGCCGGCAGCUAGCCCGUUUCUCCCAUACCGACUUUCACUGCUGCAGCUCUGCUACUAUCAUUAUCCUCUUGGAAAGUAUCUUGCAUCCUAGGCUCAAAUCUUACUCUAGAGUAAGCACAGCAAUGGAAGCCCUACAUUUUAUGGCCCGCGGCAGUGAGUUUGCAAGGAAUGCCCUCAAACAUGUAGAUAAUUUUCAGGCGGUCGUCAACAAAGCUUUAGCAGCCAUGUCUCACCAAGGAGAGCCUGGUUUUGAUUACCGUGAUCUUAACCCCACAAAAAUGUCUGAUUCCGUCCUGCUACCGAAGGAGGCACAAACUGCGGACAGCGGGCAAUUCAUCGAAGAUGCUCAUCAGCCUUAUUAUGGGACAUCAUGGGAAAGACGCUUGCACGAGGUAGGCGGCGAGACAUCAAUUAAUCAACCUUAUUACCAAGGGUAUGAUGGAGCGCUUUUCGAUGAUAUUGGGACAUUGCUAGAGGACUGUUCGUUUUCCAACCAACAUUUGCUAGGCUUUGAUGGACUUUACGCAGGCAGUACGCUUGACGACGGUGAUGGGUUAUAAAAUGGGGAUUCUGCUCAACUCUGACGAUCAUCUCC
This is a messenger RNA of Aspergillus caelatus, 2235 nucleotides long. RefSeq names its product transcription factor domain-containing protein. Gene Ontology annotation, molecular function: DNA-binding transcription factor activity, RNA polymerase II-specific; zinc ion binding; DNA binding. The transcript is spliced from 6 exons. Gene Ontology annotation, biological process: regulation of DNA-templated transcription; DNA-templated transcription. The coding region runs from base 17 to 2200 and encodes 727 amino acids. The record is from RefSeq and is a predicted model, not a curated record. NCBI's taxonomy places the organism in Eukaryota, Fungi, Ascomycota, Eurotiomycetes, Eurotiales, Aspergillaceae.